CGCACGGCGGGCCGGGCCUCCUGGCGGCGAGGGAAAGGGAGCGCAGCGCGGCCCAGCUCAGCCCUUCGCUACCGCUGCAGCGGACAGGAAUAGCGGCUUCCCCCCACACCGCGGGACAGCACCGCCGGCCCCAGCGCCGCAAGGCGGCAGGGCCAGCCCGCGCCGCCGCUCCUCGGGAGCUGUAGUCCUGCCGCCGCGCCGGCCGCGGAGGGGGCGGCGGGCGGACGAACUGCAUUUCCCGUGGUGCCCCGCGGCAGGGGAGCCGGCAUGCGCGGCGCGGCGGGGCGGGGCGGGGCGGCGGGCAGGUUGCUGUUGUUACAUAGGAAACAGCUGAAGAGUCUCCACAUGACAGGGGGGGAAGGAGGAAGUGGGGCGACGCACGGGGCGCCACCGCCGCUCCGGUAGCCGCGGGGCUCAGGGAGUCCUUCCCGCGGCGUACGGGCUGGCCGCCCCUGAGAGCGGGCUCGCGUCCCGGGGCCGCUGCUGAGGGGAGGCAAGCAGGGAGGCAGGAGGCGGGGGAGCGCCCCGCCGGGCCGCGGCGUCUCGCCGGGGAAGUUUGGUGCGGGGCGGGAUCCCGCCGCCCUCCCCCGGGCUUCCCGCCGGCUGUGGAGGUGGCGCCGGGAAUGAACGGCUUCGCCCCCGAGGAGGUGACCCAGCGCGGGGCGGACCCCGCCGCCGCCGCCGCGGUGGUGAGCAAUGCGGGCUCCGCCGUGGAGGUGCCGCCGCCGCCAGCGCCGCCGGGGCUGGCUCCGGCCGCCGCCGCGGGCUCGGCGGGUGCCGGGGGUGCGGGCGGCCCCGGGGCCGGGCAGCUGUGCUGCCUGCGGGAGGAGGGGGAGCGGUGUGGCCGCGCCGCCGGCAACGCCAGCUUCAGCAAGCGGAUCCAGAAGAGCAUCUCGCAGAAGAAGGUGAAGAUCGAGCUGGACAAGAGCGCAAGACAUCUGUAUAUUUGCGACUUCCACAAAAACUUAAUUCAGAGUGUGAGAAACAGAAGAAAGAGGAAAGGCAGUGAUGAUGAUGGUGACUCACCAGUGCAAGACAUCGACACUCCAGAGGUUGAUUUAUAUCAGUUACAAGUAAACACACUUCGAAGGUACAAAAGACACUUCAAGCUACAGACCAGACCAGGACUUAACAAAGCACAGCUUGUUGAAAUAAUUGGCUGCCAUUUUAGGACAAUUCCGGUGAAUGAAAAGGACACCUUAACAUAUUUCAUCUACUCAGUGAAGAAUGACAAGAACAAAUCAGAUCUAAAGAUGGAUAGUGGGGUUCACUAGACGGAAAAGGUUGGGACUGAGACUCAGGCCGCAAAUCAAAAGACUGAGGGUUUUUGUUGAUAUGCAAAAGCUUUCUUUGUAACUUUUUUCUUUCCAGAGAGUUUCUCUGUUUUAUUUUUCAUAACCUUGCUGAUUUGUUUGAAAACCAUCUCUUAUGAAACAAAUUUCCUCAGCAAAAGUAUUUUAAAUAAAUAUCACUGAUAUUGUUGCUCAAGUGGGUGUGUCUAACUUUAGUGAGUUACUUGUACCUAAUAGUUAAGCUUUGACUAAUUAUGUAAUAAUAUUAAAAUAUUUUUCAAUUAAAGUGUGCCAAGGAUAUAUUUAUGAAUGUA
Molecule: messenger RNA, 1606 nt
Organism: Phalacrocorax carbo (great cormorant)
Lineage: Eukaryota; Metazoa; Chordata; Aves; Suliformes; Phalacrocoracidae
Source: RefSeq, a predicted model, not a curated record